GCGCGGGGCGGAACUGAGGGAACAGCGACUCCCCGGACAAACAGAGUUUCACUGCUUAGACACACAACAUUCCUCUCUUUACAACUUUUCUCUCUACACAACAUUUCUCUCAAAUAUUAUUUUUUAAAGUACAAGAAAAACAAACAACCAUGGCAGAUGGUGAUAUGGAGAGUAUUGUCCCUAAUGUCCAAAACAUCGGGAGUGAAACCGGUGCACUAGUGGAAGUCAAGUUUCAGAAAACCCCCUAUCAAACCCAGAAGUACCUGGAGGGAGAACCCAAAGCUUUGGGGGUAACACAAAUUAUGCUGACUAUCUUUUUCAUAAAUGUCAUAUGUUUGAACUGGAGGAACCAUCAUUCCUCAGAAACAAUCAUCAUCAGCAUUGUCUUUUCUUUAGUUAGCAUUGCAGCUGGUAGUGCUGCAAUAAAAGCACAGAAUCUCCACCUUACUGCACUGAAGGCCUGCUUGGGGUUCCAGGUUUUGGCAUGUGUGUUCUCAGUGAUAUGCUUUAUCAUCAGCUCAACUCUAUUGGUGGAACCUUACAUUGUACACUUCUGCUGGUUCGACUUUAACAAUGAAAAUUCCACAUUAGCAAGAAACAUGUGCAACAGAAUGGGGCACAUCUAUUCGCAUAUCUCAGGAAUAGAGAUGCUCGUGCAGGUGGCUCAGAUCGCUCUCUCUGCCACAUUGGCUGCGUACUGCUGCAAAAUAAUUCAGUGCUGCUCACCAAGGAGCAAUGUGCCUGUCAUUGCAGUGAAUGUGCCCUCCACAGAGCCACAGCCCAUUUAACUGAAUCAUUUAAAUGAUGUUUUACACACUUGCAUAAUAAAUGAAAUUACAAUAUGCAUAUAUUUGUUACAUGUAUACAAAUUUGGUAAAAUAUAAAGAAAAAAAAAAAAAGGACUAUUAGUAUUGUACUGUCUUCAUUAAAGACAAUGCCUAUGAAAAACAAUAAAGUCAAAUAAAGAGGUUUUAGGAAAUAUAUAUACCAACUUAUUUUAUAUAUAUUACACAUUAAAAUGAUCACAAUUUUGUUUCUCGCAAAUUUAUAAAGUCUUAUUUAGCUUGAAGAUAUUUAUCUUGUAUCUCGUGCUUAAGAAGCUGUCUGAUAUAUAUUUUACCCAGCAGGUGGCAUUGUUUCUUUGUGUAUCUUGUUUUAAUGAAAAAUAGCUGUGCAAUAAUAAAGUGAGUCGAUUGUU
Molecule: messenger RNA, 1198 nt
Organism: Silurus meridionalis
Lineage: Eukaryota; Metazoa; Chordata; Actinopteri; Siluriformes; Siluridae
Product: membrane-spanning 4-domains subfamily A member 4A-like
Exons: 7
Coding region: 150-788 (212 amino acids)
Source: RefSeq, a predicted model, not a curated record